ACCUGGAAUUGACAAAUGUUUUGUCUUGAAUAAUUAUCGGGAUGUAAUUUCCUGCUUUCUUUUUGUUGCCAAAAUACGUAAUCUUAAUAAGCACAAGUAAAAAACGCCGAAUGGAAUAGCGAGUAAUAGUAACAGUAGUAAUAGUUGUCAUCCAAAAACAGAAGAUUGGACACAACGGAAAAAGGUUUGUUGAAAUACAGCAUUCAUAAGGAACAAUUUUGAAACGUGUUAACGUUUACAACGAUAAUAAAAGCAUCUUGAAAGAAGGAAAAAAGAAAAAAGAAUUUUGAAAACGAUACAUACUGCAAUACAGACUGUUAUUUUGUUUUUCUUGACUUUUUCAGUGAAGUUAUUGCACAUUAUAGUGAAUAAUUAUUUAUCAUAAAAGUGACAUUAGUAACAAUGGCAGAAAUGGAACAACAAUAUACAGAGCUAAAACUUAUAGUGCCUUGGGGUCAUAUUGCUGCAAAAGCAUAUGGCUCAUCCACAGGAAAAUUUGUUUUAAUGGUGCAUGGUUUAAUGGAUAACUUAGGAACAUUCACUAGAUUAGUGAAAUAUUUACCAAUGGAAUAUUAUUAUGUGUGCAUAGAUUUACCUGGUCAUGGACAUUCGUCAUACUUUCCAUCUUGGAUAGUAAUAGAUAUUAUUAAUUAUGUACAUGUAAUACACUAUGUUUUAGAAGCACUACAAUGGAAAACAUGUAUUUACAUAGGUCAUAGUAUAGGUGCACUAAUUGGUAUAUUUUUUAGUGUUUCUCAACCUCAUAGAAUUGAAAAAUUAAUUGCCCUUGAUGGAAUUAUCCCAGUAACUGCAAAUACAGAAACUAUGUUUAUAAGGGUUUUUAAAGAGUUAUAUACAUUAACAAUAGAAGCCGAAAAUAAUGUAAAAUCAUACUUAUAUACCAAAGAAGAAGUAUUACAUGCUUUAAAAAAUAAGAGAAGUGCAGCCUUAAAUUCAGAUGCUGCAGAAGCUAUAUUUAAACGUGCUGUCACAGAAACUAAUGGGAGAUACAAAUUUGUUAGGGAUAACCGAUUAAAAAGAAAAAGAUUAUCAUCAUUAAGUUUACAGGGAUUGAUUUAUAUUGUACGUAAUCUUUCAGUCCCAUUGUAUCUGUUUAUUGCAUCUCAUGGUUUAGAAAUACAAUUUAAUGAAGUCGCUAAAGUAAUAGAAUCAAUAAAUCCUACAAGUUUAUCUCAGUUAAUUUGUAUAAAGGGAAAUCACGAUUUUCAUAAUAAUCAUCCUGAAAGAAUUGCGCCAUUUAUAUGUGAGAUAUUACAUAAUAAUUCUAGUAAGUUAUAAAGUAAUGAAAAUUAAUAAAGUAAGAAAAUAAAGUAAGUAGUAGUGAAAAUAAGUUUGAAUACAUUGAUUAUUCAUCCAAAUUAACUUAGUAACACACUAAAAAGAUCAUAUAAGAGACCAACAUGAUCUAAUAUUAUAGAUAUAUAAUAUCAACACAAUGUAAUAAUAUAAUUAUGUAUUAUGAUAUUUAUAUAAAAGGAUAAAGGGUUAUUGGUUAAAC
Harpegnathos saltator (Jerdon's jumping ant) is the source of this 1519-nucleotide messenger RNA. Its product is annotated as serine hydrolase-like protein. The record is from RefSeq and is a predicted model, not a curated record. Gene Ontology annotation, cellular component: membrane. NCBI's taxonomy places the organism in Eukaryota, Metazoa, Arthropoda, Insecta, Hymenoptera, Formicidae. The transcript is spliced from 2 exons. Bases 403 to 1299 code for a protein of 298 amino acids.